AUGGACAGUAUGAGCACCAGCAGUCUUCACAAGGCUUCCCGCAUGGCGGAACUGGCAGACACGAUCCGGAAAUCGGUGGCAGAGCUGGAUACUAUCCUGAAAAGCAAAGGAGUACCGUCCCCGUCUUUUGAUGAAGAUGCCUCCCCUGGUCCACUCCCAUCCGAGGCACAAAAAGCUCAAGACGCAGUUCUCGAUGCCACGGCCGAGCUGCAUGACAUUUUGCUCGAGCCUACUGCCUUGGUCCUGAAGACCAUCUCUAACGAAUAUGUUGCCUUUUUUGGUUUUAUUUCCCGCCAUGACAUCCCCAACUUUGUCCCCCUGGGCGGGCGGGUGUCAUUCAACGAAAUAUCCAAAAAGACCGGCGUUGAUGAGUCGAUUGUCAAGCGACUUCUGCGUUCCGCCAUGUGUAGGCGUGUCUUCCAGGAACCGGAACCUGGCCAAGUCGCCCACACCAAGGCUUCGAAAGCGAUGAGAUCGAAGGUUCUUCUUGCCUUCUUGCGAACAGGGGCGGACAUGGGAUGGUAUACGAUUUUCAAGCUUGUCGAUGCAGUAGAGAAGUGGCCGGAUGUUCAAGAACAGGAUCAAACAGCUUUCAAUCUCGCCCACAACGUGGAGGGCACGUACUUCGAAAACGUGGCCAAAGACGCCAAGAACGCGGAGCUCUUUGCAAGCGGCAUGGCGACGCAGUGGGAGCUCCCAGGCUACGAGCUGCACCAUCUACUCGACGGAUACGACUGGGAAGGGCUCGGCAAUGCCAAGGUGAUCGAUGUUGGGGGUUUCAGGGGCCGCAUUUCCAUCGCCUUGGCCGAGCGCUUCCCCAACCUCGACCUCCUCGUGCAGGACAUGGAGAUGAACGAGGCCGAUGCCCAUGCAGCCGUGCCCGACGCGCUCAAGGACCGCGUCCAUUUCAUGUCGCGUGACAUCUUCACGACGCAGCCUGUCCGUGCCGAGGUCUACUACAUCCGUCAGAUCUUCCACGACUGGUCCGACAAGUACUGCACCAAGUUGCUCCGCGCCCACACCGCCCAUCUCGAGGCCGGAGCGAGGGUCCUGAUCCAUGAUUGCCUUCUCCCAGAAGUGCCUGGCACAAGCUCCCUGCCUCUCUGGAAGGAGCGAGACAUGCGAGCCAUGGACUUGGGGUUGGUCGCACACAUGAAUGGCCGGGAGAGGAGCGUCGAAGAGUGGCACAAACUCGUUACUGAGGCUGACCCGAGGUUUGAGAUCCGUCAGAUUCACGAGUCGAAAAACUCAAUGCUGGCGUUGAUUGAGGUUGUGCUUAAGACCUAA
This is a messenger RNA of Diaporthe citri, 1287 nucleotides long. RefSeq lists its product as uncharacterized. The transcript is spliced from 5 exons. NCBI's taxonomy places the organism in Eukaryota, Fungi, Ascomycota, Sordariomycetes, Diaporthales, Diaporthaceae. The record is from RefSeq and is a predicted model, not a curated record. Gene Ontology annotation, molecular function: O-methyltransferase activity. The coding region runs from base 1 to 1287 and encodes 428 amino acids.